Messenger RNA from Rhizophagus irregularis DAOM 181602=DAOM 197198, 1845 nucleotides. NCBI's taxonomy places the organism in Eukaryota, Fungi, Glomeromycota, Glomeromycetes, Glomerales, Glomeraceae. The record is from RefSeq and is a predicted model, not a curated record.
AUGAGCCAAUCCAAGCUUUCAGAGUUUCUCGACGUUCCCACCCUUUUUCACCCAAAGGCUGAAAAAAAUAAAACAGAAGGCCAGGUAAUUCGCUAUCCUGGUGAAAAAUACUUGUCGGGCAUCCUAACUCUGAAUGAUAUAGUUGCAGAAAAUGAUGAUGGAUUAACUGUAAUCUUUGACGAUGCUCUAUCCAGUUGCCAAAAAAUUCCAUUCAUGGCUAUUGAUAGUGAAAGGUCAACAGAAAAGAUAAAAGGAAUGUACCGCUAUGUAUUGCAUCUUUAUGGUCGCCUUAUUAAUGGUCAAAAGGUACUGGUAACUCUUAUAGGAAUUCAGGUUUUCUUUGACAUUCUCGUACCAGACGGAGAGACUCCAGAUGAAUGUGAAGAAAAAGUGAGCGAAAUUCUCUCUGGCAUUGUGAAAUCAUUUAAGACGGAGCAUAUUAAAGCAUUCCCUUUCCGCGGAUACUAUGUAGAAAAAAAGCCAUAUUUACGAAUUUAUACGAAUAGCACUGGGGAGAGAAAGAAAGCCAUUAUAGCUGUCCAAGAUAAUAAUUUUGAAACCGCUUCAGAUGAUUUAUACUCAUUCCACCGAAAGGUGGCUCGAGAAAAUGGAAUCCAACUCUCUGGGUGGUCUACAUUAAACAAAUAUAUAUGCAAGAAAGGCAAGCGGAUCAGCCCGCUCUAUUCACAUGAAUUCUAUGUAUCUAUAGAAGAUUACUGUCCGCUAGAGGAUUUCACAACAAUAAGUGACCAAUUCCCUAUUUCAGCUCUCUUACGGGAUCGUACUCUUGUCCUCACAUGGGAUAUAGAAACGCAAUCACAAGAGUUAAGUGAAUUUGCCGAAGUCCUUAAUUUGAAACAAAAUGUCUUUAUGAUUUGCAUGACACUGCAUUGGAAAGAUGAUUCAAAACCGCUAAAGCAAAUAUGUCUUGUUGACGUUGAGACAGAACCAGAUCCACGCUGGAUCACAAUCCGGAUGACAGGAAGCUUUAAAUCGUCUGAAGAAAUAAUAAAGUGGAAUUAUCGUGGAAAGAUAGGAGCGAAAUCUGAAAAUACUUUUAAGAAGAAAGAAAAGAAAAAGAAUAAUGAGAACACAGAUAGUGAAAAUUCUUUCCACAUUCUUGAGAACGGAGAGGAGGAUACGGAAGUCAAAGAAUUUCUGGGCAGUCCGAUUAAGAUCAAAAUUUCUGCGAAAGAUAAUUUCUUUUCCAGCUUCCUUAAACUGCCAGGAUGUGUACCAAUUGACGUUAGAGUUUCUCUCAAAAAGCGUUAUCCUCGUUCUGAAGUCGAAAAGGAAGGCUCACUUAAAUUCUUCUUACAAAAAUGCGGUCUUGACGCUAAAGCUGACAUGCCAUACGAUAAAUUGUGGAAAACAUAUUCAGAGGCGAAAAGGGACCCGUCCCCAUCAACUGCAAGGAAAAUGCGGGAAGUAGCAUAUUACUGUAUUAUAGAUGCACUGCGUUGCCAGGAGCUUUUGGUAAAGCUAAGUCAAAUAAAUGAAUACAGAGAAGUCGCUUCUAUAGCUUAUGUAUCUUUAUUCGACUCACACUAUCGCGCAAAUGGAAUGAAGGUACGAAACCUUCUAGGCUCUUAUGCUUUUAAACGUGAUAUGCUAUUUAAUGUAAGGAUUUCUAAAAAGGUGGAAAAGGGUAAGUAUUCCGGUGCAUAUGUUUUUCCACCUAAAAAAGGUAUCGAGACGAAAAGGCCAGUAACGGGUUUGGAUUUUACAUCUUUAUAUCCAAGCCUUAUUAUGGCCUAUAAUCUCUCUCCAGAAAAAUUUAUAUUUAAUCCAGAGAAGGCUGUCAUUAUAAAUAAAAAAGAAUGGAAACACUUUACACGAGAUUAG